Austrofundulus limnaeus is the source of this 827-nucleotide messenger RNA. RefSeq names its product dolichyl-phosphate mannosyltransferase subunit 3, regulatory (gene dpm3). The transcript is spliced from 2 exons. Bases 117 to 395 code for a protein of 92 amino acids. Gene Ontology annotation, cellular component: dolichol-phosphate-mannose synthase complex; endoplasmic reticulum membrane. Gene Ontology annotation, biological process: GPI anchor biosynthetic process. NCBI's taxonomy places the organism in Eukaryota, Metazoa, Chordata, Actinopteri, Cyprinodontiformes, Rivulidae. The record is from RefSeq and is a predicted model, not a curated record.
GUCACUACAUUUCCCACAAUGCAUCACGUCUUACGACGUCAUUAAUCCGCGCAAAGCUGAGUUGGCUUUUGAAAGGAGGUCGUUUGCAAAGAAGCUCCGUCCGAAAGUUUUCCACCAUGACGAAACUGAUGCAGUGGUUGUUCGGCGUGUCGCUGCUAGGUGCAGCUUGGGCUUUGGUCACUUUCGACCUGUUGAACCUGAGUCUCCCGCGGACGUACCGAGAGGUCGCCUGGCCGAUGCCCGUCUACCUGCUGGUGGCGUUUGGCUGCUACUCCCUGGCCACGGUGGGGUACCGUGUGGCCACCUUCAAUGACUGUGAAGAAGCAGCCAAAGAACUCCAGGAUCAGAUCAAAGAAGCUAAAGAAGACUUAAGAAAAAAGGGCUUGAAGCUGUAGGACAUUUAAGGAACCAGAAACUUUAAGACUGUAGAAAAUGACUGAACAGUUUCAUUCAUAGUUCAGUGUACUCUUUUGGAUUUCUUAAACCUGUUGCUUCUGAGUGAAACUGAACAUAAAUUACAAUUACACUACCCAACAAGUUACAGCUGUCUUUUCAGUGAGGUAUAAUGUUUCAGAAAAGGUGCACUAAAUGGCUAAAUAUGUAUUUCUGUGAGAUACAGAUACCUGAAAACKUUUUGGUUGUGCUGCGUUCUUCAGGUGCUUUUAAUCUGCAGGUUUCGAAGUAGACAUUCUGUGUGUGUCUGGAGACAUAAGUCCUGUCAGUGCAGAUGGAUUUAGAUUUUAUCUGUAAAGAAGUUUACAUUCCUUUGUUCAGUGUCCUUUGAGGUAUUGCAGAAAAUUAAUUAAAAUAGGAAUUUAUUUUCUAAA